CAGGAGCAGCUGUGCCUCCUAGAGCCGAGCCUGUAGAGGACAGGAACGGGGAAGCUGCAAACAUGGCAACGGGCACAGAGGCAGAGACCAGGCAGAGGCUGCUGAAGACUGUCAAGAAGGAGGUUAAACAAAUUAUGGAAGAAGCAGUUACAAGGAAAUUUGUCCAUGAAGACAGCAGCCACAUCAUAUCUUUUUGUGCUGCAGUGGAAGCAUGUGUUCUUCAUGGUCUGAGACGCAGGGCUGCUGGAUUUUUGCGCAGCAACAAAAUUGCUGCAUUAUUUAUGAAGGUGGCAAAGAGCUUUCCUCUUGCAGAAGAGCUUUGCAGGAAGGUACAGGAUCUUGAACAGCUGCUAGAAAACAAGAAAAACCAAAUGCAAGGUGCCCAGGAAACUGUUCGCAAGAACCAAAGACUUCCUAAUCUAUCACCUCAGGCCAUCAAACAUCUAUGGAUUCGUACAGCACUUAUUGAAAAAGUGUUAGAUAAAAUUGUUCUUCACUUAGUGGAAAAUUCCAGCAAAUAUUAUGAGAAGGAAGCACUUUUAAUGGAUCCUGUAGAAGGGCCGAUCCUUGCUUCUCUGCUAGUUGGUCCAUGUGCAUUGGAGUAUACAAAAAUGAAAACAGCAGACCAUUUCUGGACGGAUCCAUCAGCAGAUGAGCUUGUUCAGAGACAUCGCAUACACAGUUCUCACUGCCGACAAGACUCUCCCACAAAAAGACCUGCCCUGUGUAUUCAGAAAAGACACUCAAGUGGGAGUAUGGAUGAUAGACCAUCAAUGUCAGCUCGAGACUAUGUGGAGUCAUUACACCAGAAUUCAAGGGCAACGCUUCUUUAUGGCAAAAACAAUGUGAUGGUCCAACCUAGAGAUGAUAUGGAAGCAAUCCCUGGAUAUUUGUCUCUUCAUCAAACUGCAGAUACAAUGACCUUAAAAUGGACCCCAAACCAACUUAUGAAUGGCUCUGUGGGUGAUUUAGAUUAUGAGAAAAGUGUUUACUGGGACUAUGCAAUGACCAUUCGUCUUGAGGAAAUUGUGUAUUUGCACUGUCACCAACAAGUGGAUAGUGGUGGCACUGUGGUAUUAGUUAGUCAGGAUGGAAUACAGAGACCUCCUCUCAGGUUCCCCCGUGGAGGGCAUCUUCUCCAAUUUCUCUCCUGUCUGGAAAAUGGCCUACUCCCUCAUGGACAACUUGAUCCUCCAUUAUGGUCACAAAGAGGAAAGGGCAAAGUAUUUCCCAAGCUGAGAAAAAGAAGUCCUCAGGGUUCCUCAGAGUCCACUUCAGACAAGGAAGAAGAUGAAGCAACAGACUAUGUAUUCAGAAUAAUAUACCCAGGGAGUCAAUCUGAAUUUGUGCCUCAGGAUUUUAUAGAUCCUCAGGGGGUAGGGCUACCCUCAAUGUGGCAGCCAAGUGCUCGCAAGUCCUCUUGCUCUUCAUGCUCUCAAAGUGGAUCCUCAGAUGGAGGUCCAUCCAAUGGGUGCAAUCAUGAGAGGGCGCCUCUUAAAAUGUUGUGUGACAAUAUGAAGUAUCAAAUUGUCUCCAGAGCCUUCUAUGGGUGGCUUGCCUAUUGCAGACAUUUGUCUACUGUGAGAACACAUUUAUCAGCGUUGGUAAAUCAUAAAAUAGUUUAUCCAGAUGUUUCAGUUGAUGCAAGCUUUGGCCUUACUUUAGAUAUGUGGCAAAAAUAUUUGGAUGAUAGUAAGAGAUAUGAAGAACAAGAACUUUUACGUCUUAUUUAUUAUGGGGGAAUUCAGCAUGAGAUCCGGAAAGAAGUCUGGCCUUUUCUUCUUGGUCACUAUCAGUUUGGAAUGACAGAUGCAGAGAGAAAAGAGGUGGAUGAUCAAAUCCGUGCGUGCUAUGAACAGACCAUGGCAGAAUGGCUUGGUUGUGAGGCUAUUGUGCGACAGAGAGAGAAGGAAUCUCAUGCAGCUGCUCUAUUAAAGUGUUCUUCUGGAGCCAGUCUAGACAUACAGAUCCAGAGGAUGAUGCACAGGGACUCCACAGUCAGCAACGAGUCUUCCCAAAGCUGUAGUUCUGAUCGGCAAAAUCAUGCUCGUCUACAGAGUGAUUCCAGUUCAAGUACACAGGUUUUUGAGUCUGUAGAAGAAGCUGAUCAAACGGACACUAGAAAUGAUGACAGUAAACCUAUAAAAAUACUCAAUGGAACAUUACCUAAUGGGACUUGCUCUCCAGAUUCAGGCCAUCCAUCCUCCAGGAACUUCUCUAUCACAUCUGGGUAUUCAGACCAUAGUUUUAGCACAGAUGACAAUGCCUCAAUGGAGACUAUUAAAAAUGCACUUUACCUCCACAUGAAGCCAGUAUCGGCUAAUGGAAAGAAACAAAGCACCCUGGACAGUACCUUGGAUAAUAAAAGGGUAGAAGGGGAACUUGCAGUUCAGGACAGCAUGGACACUGAGGCAACAGCCAAUGAAAGUUUGGAUGACUUUUUAUCAAUUACUGAGGACAUAUUGCCAGAUAAGGAGACUACGGUUCUCUCAGUUGUAGAAGCUUGGCCAGACAGUGAAGCUGAGAAAGAGAGCCUGGUGGGAAGUGAAGACAACUUAUCCGAAGAGCCGGAGAUGGAGAGUCUUUACCCACAACUUGAUUCAUUGGUUGUCAUUGAUGCAACAAUGUCUGAAGUUUCCCCUGUCUCUUCGUCUGGAGUUACAUACUCUCAAGAAAUACUGGAUAUGUACACUAUCAACUUGCAUCGUAUUGAGAAGGAUGUCCAGAGGUGUGACCGUAACUAUUGGUAUUUUACACCCCCCAACUUGGAAAAACUUCGAAAUGUUAUGUGCAGCUAUGUCUGGCAGCACAUUGAGAUUGGCUAUGUGCAAGGAAUGUGUGAUUUGCUGGCUCCUCUGUUGGUAAUCCUGGAUGAUGAGGCCAUGGCAUUUAGCUGCUUUACAGAACUAAUGAAGAGGAUGAACCAGAACUUUCCCCAUGGAGGUGCUAUGGAUACACACUUUGCCAACAUGAGGUCUCUUAUACAGAUUCUGGAUUCAGAGCUUUUUGAACUGAUGCAUCAAAAUGGUGACUAUACUCACUUCUACUUUUGUUACCGCUGGUUCCUUCUAGACUUCAAAAGAGAAUUGGUGUAUGAUGAUGUAUUCUCAGUAUGGGAAACCAUCUGGGCUGCUAAACAAGUGUCAUCUUCCCACUUUGUCCUCUUCAUUGCAUUGGCAUUGGUGGAAGUUUAUCGUGAUAUUAUUCUGGAAAAUAAUAUGGACUUUACCGAUAUUAUAAAGUUCUUUAACGAGAUGGCAGAGAGACACAACAUAAAGCAUAUCCUGAAACUUGCCCGAGAUCUUGUGUAUAAGGUUCAGACACUGAUUGAGAACAAGUAAAGGGGCCUCCAGAGAGAGAGAAGCACAGCCACAUCCAACCCAGCAUGAAAACUCCCACUGCCAUGGAGCCCUGGAAAUCAUUUGUUCAGCAAUGCAAUCAAGUCCAAACAGAAGAGAAUAAGUUAUACAAUACACUAUCUUAAUGGCCAGUUUAUUCAUGUAAAUAAGUGCCAGAAACUGAGCCAGUUCUAGUAGCAUAGGAAGCAGCUACUGAAAGAAUGGGUGUCUUUUUUUUUUCUUCCUGAUUUAGUUUUUUUUGCUGUUUGGCCUCGUUAGUUUAUUGUUAAACCAAAGACCUCACUACAAGGUUGAUUUCCUUGAUGAUUUCAGAAACCCUUCACCAAUAUUAAAAGUGUUAAUGUGCUAGUGAUCCUUGUUAAAAUAUAGCAUUAAUUGGGUUACAGUGUAAGAAAUAUAUACACAUUAUAUAUAUAUUCUUAAGCUCCAUAUUUCAGAAGGCCAUAGUCACAAACCUGUUUAUAGAACACACUUUAGCACAAACAGAGUAGAUUAUUUUUAUCUAAUGAUGUUGCCAUUAUGAGUUAAUCUCAUUUUCUGCCAGGACCAGCUGCUUAUUAUGUAUGCAAAUUGCUCAAAAUCGAGGCCUGUGUUUUGCCCGUCUGGAGGUCCUGCUUAUUUAUUAAUAAUUUAACUUCCUACUAUUUGGCUGCACAGCUUUAUCAUUGCAGGGAUGAUUUAUAGGCACAAUCUAUUGGAAUAUAUCAGAGAUAAUGUAUAAAUAUAUAUUGAUAUUAUUUAUUUUUUAUUGACUUUAUUGUUUUACAUGGUUUUAUGUUGCUGAAUUUGCAGUAUGAGAAUGAUUGUAGUUAUCAAAACACAUGCUUUUACUAAUAAUGAGUCGGUUGCAAAAUGCCUUUCUUUUUUUAAAUCUUUUUUCACACUGAUUUUUUCACUAACGUCCUGUAGAUCCCAACAGUGAAGUUACCUUUUCUACUUUAAUUAUGAUAAGAUGCAUUUUUAGCGACAAGGAAGUUCAUUGUGCAAGGCUGGUAACAUUCAGUGUUUUUUAAACAGAUUAAAGGCUAAGUAUCAUGAAAAAAAUGUAUAUCCCCUAUCCGUAUAUCCCCUAAAUGUCACACCACCUCUAUAUAGCGCUAUGGGAGAGCCAAAGGUUGCCAAACGGCUUUCCCAUAGAGCUAUAUGGAGGGGGCGUGGCGAACUCUGCUUCGGGUGGGGGGUCAUGAUACGCCCCUGUGGUAGAAAGUCGGGUCUCCAAACAGCAGAUCACGGGGGCCCGAGCGAUAGGACCCCCCACGUUCUAAAAUGAUCCCCUAUACUUCAGAUAGGGAAUAUGUUUUUUUUUUUUCAUGAUACUUAUCCUUUAACUCAAGCCCUUUAUUUCCAAUGCAGGGAAUAAACUGCUGUGUGUCUGAAGGAUUUAUCUGUUUAUUUAAGUUUUCACAAGUUUAAAGAGUACCUGUCAUCAACAAAAACUUUUAAUAUGAUGUUCGUAAUCAUUAAUGAAGACAUAUUGUAAUAUAUCUUCAUUAAAAAAUAUUAAUAUUUAUACCAGUUUUUUUCAUUUUAUACUUUUGGCUACUAGGGGUCUCUCUUCUAUGCCUGGUCUGCAGGCAGCUUCCUAUGCUUUUCAUAGUAAGUGUACAGCUUUUAGGACUAAUGCUGAAAGGGCUCUGGUCCUUCCACAGGAAGUUCAGUACUCUCAGCUCAGGACUCGCUCCCAGCCAUGAGCAGGACUGUGAGCUACAAGCCUGCACAUGCCUCUCAUAAAACAGAUGCCAGUCACCUCCCCCUCCCCCCUGUUCUGUGUUCUCCCUGCCCCUCACCACACGUUAUCUUAUACAUUGUAUUAUCUCACUGCACUCCCUGCUCUGUGCCCCCCCCCCCAUCUGACAUUCAUCUUAAUUACUGCCUCAGUAAUUGCUCCCACCACCCCUGGUUCUCAGCAUUUACUUUUUAGUGCAGAGAGACACAGGAGAGGGAGAGAGGCUGCCGUCCCUCCCCGGUACUUAGUCUGUAUGCACACUGCACACAGCUGUUGGCUGUCUGGGCAUGCUGGGAGUUGUAGUUUUGCAACAGCUGGAGGUACCCUGGUUGGGAAACACUGCUGCAGAGGGAGAGCAGCAUACAGGAAGACUGGCAGAAGCAGAGUCCCGGCCAGGCUUCAUGUGACCUCAUGCCUGCCGGGACCCGCCUCCUUCCACCCCUCAGAAAGACAGUGCUCCUGAGCUAAUGAAGAGGGAUGAAAAAAGGUAUUUCCACAGUGUUUUAAACCUCAAUAAACGCAGGGAAAGCCAUAGUUAGAGUAAGGGACAGAUGGGGAGGGGGAUCAGGGAAAGUUUAGUUGAUGACAGGUACUCUUUAAAGAAUAUGGCUGCUACACAGAACAACUCCUUUCUUUUUAUCUGCCCUCAUGUUAGACUCCUUACUUGUCCUCAUGUCAGAGCCCAUUUAGUCUGAGUGGGGAGGCUCUUGGAUGGGUAUAUGCUGCCUUACAAACCUGUAUAUAGCUAAUGAGCUAUCCAAAGCAUGUAUCCAAAGCCUACCAUUCCUAUUUAAAAUAUUCGGAUAUUUUUUGAAGUGUUAGAGAACUUCUGAAAUAAAGUAAAGAAUUAACUAAGGGAUAUGGUCAUACAUUCUAACACAGCGCAUGUAUGUUAUUGAUCUAUAUGUUAUCAUACUGCAUGUGCAGCCAUACACAUUUUAGUCCCAUAUUAACUGUUACAGUCAUACAAGCUGGCUUUACAUGUUUAAUGACUCCAGGGUAUGGACGAACAAUCUUUCUGGGAGAAAAUUCUUGAAACUUUUUUUCCUGUAAGAUUGUUCUCGGGCUAUCAGAAAAAUUUCAAGCGCAACAACUUUUGAGAUCUGUCAACAUUUGGCUAAAGCAAUCUUUCAUUGUUAAACUUCCCUUAAUGAGUGAAUGUUUUGGUUGAAGUUGGCUGUUUUCAUCUGCUCUAAUGUGUAUGGUUUUCUUUAGUGUUACAGCACAAAUUAAAUUGGCAAAGCCCAGGCAAAUGUUAGUGAACUAAAUAUAUAAAUCUUACUGAAUAUCUUAUAACCGAAUAUCAUAUAACUUUCCCUUUAAACUAUGCUACUGGGAAUUAAAGUGAAUUUGAAAAUCGCUUUGUAUGUCUCGAUUUAGUAGCACUCAUAACAUGUUAUUUUGUAGAAAAAAAAACAAGCAUUAUAAUAGAUUAAUUCGAACAGGGGGGCUCAUUUAUGAACACUAAUGCACAAGAAAAGAAUAGGAGUUGUCUGUAUCAAGUAGGUCAAUACUUUUAUUUUCUAACCUGCACUACAAAAUAGUAGUAGUAAUCUAGUUGCUGUUGGCAACAGAACUGCUUUUCCUCUUCAUUUAUUUAUUUAUUUUUAAAUAAGGGUACAUUAUGUACUAAAUAUCAUACCCAGGAAACAACAAUACUGGUUCAAAAUCUUUCUUUUAAUUUGGCGUGAGCAUAAUUUAAUGUACAUUGCAGUACACUUCUGUGUGGAAUUAUUGUACUGUGGAAUUGUUUUUCCUGGUAAACCCAAUUAGUCAUGGGGUCUGUCUCCAGCAUCACUGUUCAGCAUGAAAAUCUGCAAAUGUUGCUCAGCCUUUCUCAUUGGGACUUCCAGUCAUUAUUCAGGAUUAAACCUAGCCUGAUAAUAUCACCAGUUUGUCUUAAAUUAUUAUUUUUAUGUUGGAAUUGAUAACUUUGAUAAUGGCUUUUAAAGGAAAAAAAAAAGUUUUACAUAUCGUAAAAGUAGGGAAUCACUACUGUCACUACUUUAUCUCAAAAACCUGCAUAUCAGUAUCAAUCAUGAUGAGCUAAUGUAUUCAGAAGCUUUAUUUAGCACCUGAAUAUGUCCUACUUCUCUUGAAAUAUGUUAUGCAUAUGAAAUUUUUACUUGCAAAGUUAGGGUCCUAUAAACAAGGCACCUUAGCAUAAACAGUGUUAGAAAGUGUUUAAUAAAGGCUCCAUUAAUCUACGAUAUCCUAUAAUAUCUGUAAAGGAUCCUAGGCUCUUAAGAAGAGUUGAUUUUGUGUCCUCAAAUAUCAGUGUUUUUGAAUAACUUAUAAAGAUAAUGAUAACUAUUUAUUUCUUCUAUUUACUGUACAUUUCUGUGUCUUCGUAAAAGUCAGUGUGUGAAUCAUUUUACUAGUAAAGAUAUCUCUUAAAUGUUUCCAACAUACCUUGUAUAUGUACUCAGAGAAUUCUGUUUGUGUGAAGAGAGGAGACACAUAAAGAGUUGCGUUAUUUUUUCAAGGAUAACUUUGUUUUCAUGAAUCCUACAGAUCAUAAGACAUAAACUUAAUGUAUUGCCUUUAUCUACAUUUUUAUUAUCUUAGGUGUUUAUUUUGUUGCAUCUUUAGAAACUCUGCAGAACAUGCCAGUAAUUUUGUGACCAAUCUUUAAAACUCUGUUUUAUGAUAUUUUAAAUCUACCUAUGUCAUAAAGCACCAAAAAAUUGGGUCACCAACUUUAACUUUAGAGGCAUACACAAAGGGAGGAAUUUAUAAUUGUAGGUGUAAGUGAAGCAUUUUUCUACACUUUUUUGUGUGUGUGUGUGUGUGUGUGCUGGUAAUGUGCAGGAGCACCACAUUUAUUAAAUAGUUACAGAGCAUUUCAUAAAUUUUGUGCAGGUACACUUUUUCAGAAAUGUUACUCUUCACAUACACCAUAAAGCUAAGUCUGGGCUGGUGUAGUUUAGAGACUUUUCAGUGGCUCUGCGCUUUUUUUGCGCCUUUUCACAAAAAAGGUGCAGUUCAUAAAAUCCUUCCAUAUCAGGUGUAUUGCCAAAAUCAGUGGAUUGCAACUAAAAAUCAGCAGAAAUCUGUAAACCAAAAUGCACAAAUAAACCCUGCUUGCGCCUUUUCUUGACACAAAAAAGUCUAAAGACAAUGAUAAAUGUCGGCCAUUGUGUCAUUCCAGAGCAGUUAGCCCACUGUGCUGUUAGCAACACAGCAGUAGAAGUUUCAUGCCUAAAAAAAAAACUUUUGCAUAAAGCUGCUUACAUUGUGUGUCUGUGUAUCAGUAUGAUUAAUUAAAUCAUAUUUUCAAAUAUAAUAAAGAAUAUCCUUGCCCUCUGUUUAUAAUACAGAGUUGUGCAAGGUAUUAAAUCAUGCAAAUGAAAAGUAUCAAUGCUUCUAGCAUAGUAAUGGGUAGUUCAGUAACCAGCUCGUCAAAAAUAUUUAAACUAGACUGCGACCAUCCUCUCCCCCAGCACAUUUUAGUAACUAAGGGAAUGCUUUUACUAAGGGAAUGCUUUUACUAAGGGAAUGCUUUUAUGUUUUUGUGCAUACAGUGAACUUUUGGAAUACGCAGAUAUUGAUUGCCGUGUACCUCUCUUUUUUUUUUUUUUUUUUUUUUUUUAUGGGAACCAAUGUGUCAUAUUGUAUUCCUCAUUGUCUUUAAUCAGCAGUAUAAACUAGGACACUGGUCUCCACACUUGUGUACCUCCAGUUGCUGAAAAACUUCAACUUCCAGUAUGCCUGGACAGCUGAUGGCUGUCUGGGCAUGCUGUAGAUUGUAGUUUUGCAACAGCAGGGGGUGCACUGGAAGAUCCUCCCAAUAUAUACUUCCAACAUAGGGUUGAAACCAUAUGUAAACCGAAAACAGUAAGGAGGUUUCUACACAAAUCUACUUCCCACUAUAAACUUCCAUACUGAUAAAUUGAAAUAACGUUUUCAAAGUUAGACAGGUCUCCCAAAAAUGCUUUGGUAUUUCUCUUAGGUGUUUUUUGUUUUGUUUGUAAUAUAAGCUUAUGUACAAAGGCAAGGUGUCCAGCGCGAGUAUCAGAAAACAGGAUAUUUAUUCCAAUAAAAGCUACAAAGACCAGGAGAACAUGACAGGGUAAUAUAAGCUUAUGUAAAAUAAGUUGGCAUGUGUACAUUCAGUACAUAGUGCACUAUUCAAAUUUUAUAUUAUAUACUAAACCGCAGAUACAGAUAUAUCUUGUGUACAUUUGUGCAGAUGACAUAAUUAUAUAAAGCUUCAUUUGCUUAAAGCUUUUCCCAGACACUACAGCUUUGCUUACCAAUUGCCCCUUAUUAAAUGGGUUCUCUGGAAUUAGAUAAAAAGGAUUUGCCUCUUUUAGAAACAGCACCACUCUUGUCCAUGGGUAAUAAACUCUGCUCUUGUAUGUGUUUUCUGUGGCACUCUACACUACGUAAAGGAGCAGAAUCUAAUGACAAUGAAAGGAAUCAAUUCUCCUCCAGCCACAAGGCAUACAGCCUAUUGGUAGGUGUGAGGACACUCUACAGUCCCAAGACGUCACACCACUGCAAUCAUCAUGGCUUUGGCUACAUCUGUAGAGUGGCAGCCUAAUUUGUUAAUUAUAAAAUCAUGGUUAAAAUCGUAAAAACUUUUAAACAAAUCAGCACUUAAAUAUUUGGUUGUAAAAUAUAGUACACAACAUAACUUUUUCCAUAAAAUAACAAUAGUACUUGUAUAAUAAUGUCAAACAUUUCGCCAGUUAAUAUGUCUACCACAUCUUACCCCCAACAUCUAAUAAAAUCAUGAAUAAACCAUUUUUAUACCCCAACACCAUGGACAGUUGAAAUAUUGGUUAUCAUCUCCUUUUGUACCUGGAAAAUAAAAUCCACCUGCUAUAUCCAGGUUCCCAAAUAAAAUUAGUGCUAAAUUGUUGUUCUGUGCCAGGGGCAGGUAGACCACUUGAGUAAAAAUUCUUUAUUUUUUUGAGAGGUCACAGGAUAAUAACAAUGAGGUGUAUUUACUUGUUCCGGUUUUGUAGUCUUCUUGCUGCUGUGUUUGUAUUUCUUUCUUGUUUUGUGUAAUUCUAAAAAAAACUAUGUGAGUAAAUACACCUGUAAACUAGCAGUGCCACUGUAUGAGAGAAAUGUCCUUUACUCAUAAAUUAUGCACAUUUUACAGGUAAAUUAUCAUGAGAGAUCUCUUCACCUGAAAAUGCUGUAUUUGCUUGUGUAUUAUAAAGAUCAUUCAUUGAGAAUAGUGACAUCACAAUUUCACUGGAAAGCACCUAUAAUACCUCACUGUGAGUUUUAGCAAGAUGCAACAAAAGAAAUGCUGCCUACCUUCUUGGAAUUAAUUGUGAAACAUAUCAAAGUGGUAAUACUUAUGUUUUCUAGAGUGUGAUGCUUUUAGAGUACAUUGUAAGAGUGUGAAUAAUCUCAUAUGAAAAUGCGUUCUCUUGUAGAAUUUUCUUUUACUUCCUUGACAGUAUGAUAGUGUAAUAAUAAUUAUUCAGUGAAAAUGCUCUGAUAAGGUGUAUUUGUGGACUUUUUCCUCAAGCUGUGGACUCUUAUUCUUCCAAAAUAAUGUUUUUAUUUUAUUAUAUUGUAUGUCAAGCUAGUUACACCAGAACUUCCUACAGUAUGUUUACAUGUGGCAGAUGUGCUACAGAAAUUUCUGUAACAAUUUGAUAGAUCUGCAUUGAGUUAGUAAAAAUGCAUGUUCAUGCUGCAAAAUAGCCUCAUUCAAAUGUUAAGAACAGAUUUUCAGUCUCCAAUAAGUUAACCAGGUGUGAACAUACCCUCACUCAUCUAAGACACGUAUAAAAGAUCACUUUAUAGUACUCAUUAAAUUGAAUAAACAAAUAUAUUUCAUGUAAAAAGGCACUGUCAGCUCUACUGACUUGUUAACCAUCGUUCCUUAGAAUUUAUGUUGUGCCGUUUCUUUUUAAGGCUGCGUUCACACUGUGAACCCAUUACAUAAUGGGUAUGCAUCAGCAUCCUGUUAAAAAGGGAUGCCAACAUAUACCAUGGUACUGACAGGGAGUUUAAUGGCCUAAACAUAGUAAACUAAUGACAAAAUUUUUCAACUUAUAGGUACAGGGAAUGCCUUAAGGAUUAUUGUAAUAAAAAAAAACUCUUGACAUAUCAGACAUGUCAAAAAUGUUUUUUGGUCAGGGUCUGAUGUCUAGAUAUAGUUGGAAAAAGUUGAAUGUGCAUUUCUCUCCCCAGCUUGCCACCUGAUCUGAAUCAUUGCAGGAGAUGCGUUCCAUAGACUUAAAUGGGUACCUAGCUGGAAAACAUUUUUAUUUAAAUCAACUGGUGCCAGAAAGUUAAACAGAUUUGUAAAUUACUUCUAUUUAAAAAUCUUAUUCCUUCCAGUACUUAUCAGCUGCUGUAUGCUCCAGAGGAAGUUCUUUUCUUUUUAAUUAUUUUCUGUCUGACAACAGCGCUCUCUGCUGACAGAUAGAAAAGUAAUUUACAAAUCUGUUUAACUUUCUGGCACCAGUUGAUUUAAAAAAAAAAUUUUGUUUUCCAGCGGAGUACCCAUUUAAUGACCCUCUGCUCCUGUGAUGCCUUGGAUCAGGUGGCAAGCUGUGAGGAGAAGUGAUAUAUCUAGAGAUAUCUAGAGAUUGAAGAGGGUUUCAACACAGACCUUGACCAAUUAAAAGUUUUAAUGUUUGUGUGACAAUUCAAAAAAAAAUGUCAUGUCAGUAAUGCUUCUAAGCUGAAUAGGUCCUUUGCCAGGACAAUGCAGAAUAACCUUUUUGACAGGAUGCCUACACAUACCUACAUACAGGGUUAACACCGUGUCAUCCCAACCUUACAUAAGCAUAGGGAGCCCAAUAAUGUUUAUUCAGGCAUAGUGUAAUAAAAGCAACACUGUUACCUUGUGGAACUUUUCUCGAACAAGUUUGUUUUCCAUUCCCCUUUCCAAUGGGGCUUAAAGGGGUACUCAGCCCCUAGACAUCUUAUCCCCCAUUCAAAGAUAGGGGAUAAGAUGUCUGAUCACCAGGGUCCCGCCGCUGAGGACCGCAGCGAUCUCUCCAGCAGCCCCCUAGUCAUCUGCAGCACGGAGCCAAAGUUUGCUCUGUGCCUGAUGACUCACGAUACAGGGGCCUGGUGGUUUGUGUUGUCAUGGCCCCUCCCCCUUAAUGCAAGUCUAUGGGAGGGGCGUGGUGGUGGUCAUGCCUCCUCCCAUAGACUUGCAUUUAAGGGGGUGGGGCAUGUCACAAGGGGGCGGGGCAGCGAUGUCACGAAAAGUUGGCCCCUGUAUCAUGAGUCAUCAGGCACGGAGAAAACUUUGGCUCCGUGCUGCAGAUGACUAGGGAGCUGCUGGAGAGAUCGCGGGGGUCCCCAGCGGCGGGACCCCCGCGAUCAGACAUCUUAUACCCUAUCCUUGGAUAGGGGAUAAGAUGUCUAGGGGUAGAGUACUCCGUUAACCCUACACACUCCAACACUAUAAACGAAUAUACAUGUUUAUAGAUGUUCUCAAGUUCAAGAUAAGUCAAAUUUUUAUAAUAAAAUAGGCCAUUUAUAGACUUCCUGACAGUAAUCCUUUUAAUGAAAACUACAGUGAGCUUUACCGCAGCCGGAAAUUGUCAACUUUUGUAUGUGUGUUACAAAUGCAGGUUCUUUAUUGUCAAGGAAUGAAUCUCCUGAUUAUUGAAACCCUUAAAUAAAAAGCUGAAGCACUUGUUAUACAUAAUUGUCUACCAUAUGUAUGCAUAUAGUAUAGAACAUGUUUGUUUGUCCUGUUUGCUUUGUUCCUGUAGUAAAAAUAGUAACAAUAAUGUAUUCUGCUAUAGUGAAACAUUCACUUUCAGCAAUUCAAAAACUGUUCUGCUAGCUGAGGGAUUUAUCGUACCACAAUGUGAUGUGCUAGGACAUAAAAAAAGAAAUCUGUUAUGUGAAGUUCAUGUUUUACAUAUUGUAUCUUGUUUCCUGACUCAACAAUGGUGAACGCUUUUUAUAUGAUUUUAUUCACUUUUUAUUUUUAUUAUGUAAAUUUCUCUAUCCUGUUGUUCAGAGAGGCAAAUUAAGAAUAUAUUCUAAAUGGUAUAUGUAUUUUCAAACAAAUAAAGCUCUUUGUUGUU
Messenger RNA from Hyla sarda, 13112 nucleotides. It is a transcript of the gene SGSM1, whose product is annotated as small G protein signaling modulator 1. The coding region runs from base 63 to 3341 and encodes 1092 amino acids. The record is from RefSeq and is a predicted model, not a curated record. Gene Ontology annotation, biological process: activation of GTPase activity. Gene Ontology annotation, molecular function: GTPase activator activity. The transcript has 25 exons. NCBI's taxonomy places the organism in Eukaryota, Metazoa, Chordata, Amphibia, Anura, Hylidae.